Phialemonium atrogriseum is the source of this 1288-nucleotide messenger RNA. RefSeq lists its product as uncharacterized. The record is from RefSeq and is a predicted model, not a curated record. Bases 156 to 1166 code for a protein of 336 amino acids. The transcript is spliced from 4 exons. NCBI's taxonomy places the organism in Eukaryota, Fungi, Ascomycota, Sordariomycetes, Cephalothecales, Cephalothecaceae. Gene Ontology annotation, molecular function: ATP-dependent protein folding chaperone; ATP binding.
AACCCUAAAUGUCUGUAUGAGCAAGUAAGAGCCAGUAAGAGCCAGUAAGUAUCUUCCCUGCUGCCUACCACCCAGUGCAUAUUUAACACAUCCGUCACCCACUUUGACAUGAUGCCGAGCCCACGGAACCUUUGACAGCAACAGCAACAGCAGCAAUGGAUUUCGAACGGCUCGCCAUCAGCGAGCGCAAGAUCAUCGUCGGCAUCGACUUCUGGACUAACUACUCCGGUGUCGCCUGGGCCGAAACACACCGCCCGGACCGCCGAAUGGCCAUCACCUCAUGGCCCAUCUCAAAUACAAUGCGAGAGGGCGAGUCAUCCGACAAGGUCCCGACCAAGAUCCGUUACAAUGGAGCCAAUGUUGAAUGGGGCUCCUCCAUCCCAGCGAAUGCGCCAGCCUCCGAGAUCAUCGAGUGGUUCAAGCUCGACCUAGAGUAUUCGCUCCAGACCAUGGGAAAUACCGUCUCGCUGACUGCCACUCGCCAUGGUCGUGAUGUCGACAAGCUGGUCACGGAUUACAUAUCGGCCCUUGGCGACCAUCUCAUGUACACACUUCGAGAAAAACUCGGCGACGGUGUGGUGAAGAGCACUCCCUUGGAAUUCAUCGUGACCGUCCCGGCCAUUUGGAGCGAUCUCGCCAAGGACAGGACCAAGCAAGCAUGCCAACGGGCGCCCGGCCUUUCCGCUACCACAGCUCCCAUCCAUCUAAUUUCCGAGCCAGAAGCAGCCGCGAUGUAUGCCCUCCAUGGCCUCGAUCCCCACGGCCUCAAAGUUGGCGAUAGUUUCACCGUCUGUGAUGCAGGUGGGGGUACUGUCGAUCUCGUCUCUUACACCAUCACAAAGUUGAAGCCCGUUUUGGAAGUCAAGGAAGCCACGCCCGGAACCGGCGGGCUGUGCGGGUCUACAUUUCUCAACCUGAGAUUUGCAACGUUUCUCAAAGCGAAACUAGGCAAGGAGCCCCGAUUCGACAAUGAGGUCAUGGCCGAGGCCAUGGAGCGGUUCGACAAGACGGUCAAGCGGCAGUUCACGAUGAGCGCCGCGGCGGACAACAAAACCCUCGGCAUCAGUAGGGGCCGGUACCAGCUCAAAUCAGGAGAUCUUCUAACCAUCUUUGAGCCCGUCGUCCAGGAGGUGCAUCAGGCUAGUCCAGGACCAGAUCUCCUCUAGCACGGUGCCCAUACGCGCGGUCCUCCGGGCAAGAGGGUCUGGUGUGGACAGCGAGGGUGCUGGGAAGUGUCUGUCAUAGAGUGGUUUAUCAAUAAGGGUGACGACGUCUCCGAGAACGAGCC